Coffea arabica (coffee) is the source of this 980-nucleotide messenger RNA. RefSeq lists its product as uncharacterized. Lineage: Eukaryota; Viridiplantae; Streptophyta; Magnoliopsida; Gentianales; Rubiaceae. The record is from RefSeq and is a predicted model, not a curated record.
CAAUACCCACACACCACUCCAACCCAACGGCACCUCCACUCUCCACCAGGCCCCCUGGCUUCCCCGCCGCGAUAACCUUCUGCUUCGCCUUCUCCACCAUUUGACCCGUGAUUUUGGCUGCUGGCGGCUCCCGGUGGUGUUGAAAAAUUGUGUUAUUGUCUUUGACGAGUUUGCGGGGAAAAGAAGUUUACAGGUAAUUGAAAUGAAUAAGCUAAUAGAGUUCGGGAGGAAAGCGAUGUUCUAUGUUAGGGUCCUUUCGGGCUACGAGGAGCGACGAAUUCGAUCUUACCGGUUGCAGCUUCAACAACGCCUCCAAAAGGCCCAAGAAAGGAAGGAAGCUUUGAAACAGGUUCCUGAGCAAAUAAUUUUGUCUGAAGUCAAGCGAAUGGUGGAAGAUAUGCAGGCAUUGAAUAAGAAGCUUGAAGAAACAGAGGCUGCCAUUGAAGAUUAUUUCAAGCCAAUCGACAAACAGGCAGAUAUUAUCAUGAAAAUGCAGCUCGAAGGAGAAGAGAGAAAAAUGAAGGAUAUGAUGCGUGCCAUGCAACAGCAGGCUUUACUAGAGAAGGCUGAAGCCGAAAAAACUGCACCUGGUCAAACUACAGACAUAAAUCAACAAACGGAGGAGAAACAGCCUGCAAAACCAUCUCAUGCUGAACUGAGAUGAUUUGAUAUGCCUCUUUUGUAAUUUCUUUAAUAGACUUAAAAGUAAAAGUUUUUGGCCUCCUUUUUCAAAUCUCUGUCGCCUGCUUGUAUAUUUUUAUAUGAAUUGGCUGUGGUAUUUAAAAAAGAAAGAAAGAAAGAAAGAGAUUUUCAUUACCCAGCUUGAAUAAUAUAGGUGCCUAUCUUGUGUACCGUUGAUGUUAGAACCCUUAAAGAACAAUUACUCAUUAGUAUGAACUGCACGUUAUUCCUCGCUUAAAAUGAUCGAUCUUGUUCAGUGUGGGAUUGAUGAAUACAAUUUCUGGUUCCUGACCUGAUUA